AUGCAUAUUUUGACAAUUUUUAGUGCAUGAAUGCAUGCUUAUUUAUGCAUUUUUUAGUGCAUGAAGUAACGAGCCCUGCUUAUUACCAAGGCGAGCAUCGAUAUCACUGAUUUUUCGUCAUCUUGAUGACUUGGUUUCAAUAAUUUAAAUCCCAUUGAAGUAAUAUACUUACAUUAGGCACAUCAAGAGGACGCUACACAGAUAUUUGUCAUCUCCAUAUUAGGUACUAGUGUGUAACAUUGCAAAUUACCUACACGAAACACAGAUAACAUUCUUUCCAUCAAGUUUCAUAAUUGGACGGUCCACUCUAAUUUUUAAACUAACGGAGCUAAACAUGAUCAGCUGAGCGUAAAUUUGGUAUGCUACGCACUUGCAAGACGGAGAUAAAAAUGCCCGCAGGACAACUCCCCCUAGCUUUCGUGAUAGUUAAAAUAAUUAUAUCCAAAUGUAAAUUUCUAUGUUUUUAAAAUAUUGUGAAUUUUAUCCUAUUUCGAAUUAUAGUUAUAUUUAUAGGUAUAACUAUCCCACCAACAACUGUUGCAGUAUAGAGAAGACAUUCAGCACAUUGCGUGUUGUUAAAACCUGGUUUCGUUCAACAAUGUGUGAGAACCGAGUUAAUCUAAGAAGAAGUCACAGCAACAUAGAAGGUAAUGAAAAAGUAGAUUGUCUACCAAAGGAAGCAGCCAAUAGUACUAACUUAGAAAUAAGUGAGAAAUAUUGUACUUAUGAAGACACACUAAGAUGUAUCAACACCGCUAUCGAAGAAAAAUGGUCACUCAAAUGGAGAAGAAAAGAAACCAAACUCAGCGAAAUAAAACGUACAACUGACCGCUGGAAAAACAAAUCAAAUCUCAACAGGAAAGAAGAAGUAAUAUUAACACGUCUAAGAAUAGGUCACACUCGCUACACACUGCACGGUUACCUAAUGAGCAGAGAAGAUCAACCCACAUGCGCAACAUGUGGAGUUCAUUUGACCAUCAAACAUAUACUCGUCGAAUGCAGACAAACAGAGGCUGCAAGGACCAAAUACAGCAUACCAGAAUUUCUAUAUCAAUCACUAGGACCAAACGAAUCUGCCAUCAAACAGACACUAAAUCUCAUAAAGGAACUUGAAAUUGAAAAUUUAUUGUAAACAAGUGAUUAUAUAACAUGUAAAAACUAAUCUGUGUAAAAACUAUAUGAAAAUCAAUUUUAUAUAAAAUAAAUAUAAACAAUGUCAGCCAAUGGCCACCGCUGCCGAGGCUUAUUCUAAUAAAAAAAAAAAAAAAAAAUAAUAUAAAGAGG
Molecule: messenger RNA, 1284 nt
Organism: Acyrthosiphon pisum (pea aphid)
Lineage: Eukaryota; Metazoa; Arthropoda; Insecta; Hemiptera; Aphididae
Exons: 2
Coding region: 458-1132 (224 amino acids)
Source: RefSeq, a predicted model, not a curated record